Messenger RNA from Sycon ciliatum, 3825 nucleotides. Its product is annotated as tripartite motif-containing protein 2-like. The coding region runs from base 125 to 2968 and encodes 947 amino acids. Gene Ontology annotation, molecular function: protein binding; protein kinase activity; ATP binding. NCBI's taxonomy places the organism in Eukaryota, Metazoa, Porifera, Calcarea, Leucosolenida, Sycettidae. Gene Ontology annotation, biological process: protein phosphorylation. The record is from RefSeq and is a predicted model, not a curated record. The transcript is spliced from 12 exons.
GGUGUCGCACUUCACGAUCGAUCGUCCUUCGUCCAUUACUUUGUUUUCGUCUCUUUCAAGACUUUGUCCCUGGUCGCUUACAAUUAUUCUAUAGUGAGUGGUCGGCGGUACGCGAGUUGCUGGAAUGGCCGCUGAGGAGAAUGCGGUGUUCACCGCUUUGGGCUUGAACCAGGCUGAAGUGCCCUAUCUGGGUACAUUGGACGUGAAUGAAACAGAGGAUGAGUUGGGUCGAGGCUCAUUUGCUGUGGUGUACAAGUCUAAAUGGUGUGGAUUGAAGGUGGCCGCAAAGGCACUUCAUUCUAUCCUGAUUGAUGGAAGAAACCAAGGACGCGACGUCGUAUUGCAUGAUUUUGGAGCAGAGAUUGCACGCAUGGCACGUCUUCGCCACCCGCAUCUGUGUCCUAUUUUCGGCGUGGGCAUGGUCGGAACAACUCCAGCCAUUGUGGUGGAAUUGAUGUCCGACACACUGGAAACAAUGAGCGUUGGUGCACGCAGACAGGACUUGCUUCAGCUGAUGCGCUACAUCGAACACACUGCUGCUGGUCUUCGCUACUUGCACUCCAUCCCGAUGGUGCAUCGCGACCUGAAGCCAAGCAAUGUCCUCGUUGCCAAUGGUGUGGCCAAAAUCACGGAUUUCGGCGUCUCCAAGCUACUGCCUAGCGUUGCCGAUCAGUUCCGUGAAGCCGCUCAGUCCAUGACCCGACAGCCUGGUACACAUUUAUUCAUGCCGCCAGAGGCGUUGCAAGAGACGGAAUCUGGCCGAGCAAGGUACGAUCUUUCGCUUGACGUCUUUUCGUUCGGAGUGACGGCAAUGAGCGUGCUGAGCGGUGUGAUGCCCUCCAUUGAGCUCAUGUUCGCAGCAAGAUCGCGCCAGGCAGCUGACGGCAGCUUCGUUGCUAUACCCGAGCUGGAGCGGCGACGCGCGGAGUUUGCUCGCAUCCCUGACGGCCACCCGCUGAAGGACCUGCUGAGACGCUGUCUUGCUGACCCACCGGCCCGUCGACCAGAUGCAGUGGAGAUUCACGAAUUCGUCCAGGGUGUUGUUCAGUUCUUGUCCUCAUUGCCGCAGACUGCAUCUCCACUGGAAGAAUCUAUGGGUGCUUCUGCAGGCCUCGUUACCACUAUACUCGACACUGUGAGGAGUGUGUCAACUGCCGUACGGGAUCUCUCCACAUCUCAUCAGCAACUAGGCACCAGGUUGGAUAAUCUCUCUGCACAGGUUGAAGUCACCAACAACCGCAUGACUCAGGUCCAGCAGGAGGUCUCUGCUGAAGCUCGCACAACCAACGACAAGAUGGAUGAAAUACAACUGGAAGCCCGGACUACCUAUGAACAAGUGGCACAGCUGAGCGACACAAUGGCGAGAGGUGAACAAGAUACAACUGCAGCAUGUGAACGCAUAGUGGAAAUGCAAAACCAGACCAACACAACUGUCCGUCAACUACAGGAGCAAAGUGCUACAAGUUCCACAAGCAUUGGACAACUACUGGAGCAAAGUGCUACAAGUACCACAAGCAUUGGACAACUACUGGAGCAAAGUGCUACAAGUACCACCAAUAUUGGUCAACUGCAACAGCACCAGCAAGACACUAGUGAUAAGCUUUCACGUGUCUCAGCAGCUGUUACCACCAUUCAACAAGGUGAACAAGAUACAACUGCAGCAUGUGAACGCAUAGUGGAAAUGCAAAACCAGACCAACACAACUGUCCGCCAACUACAGGAGCAAAGUGCUACAACCUCAACAAGCAUUGGACAACUACUGGAGCAGCAGCAAGACACUAGUGAUAAGGUUUCACGUGUCUCAGCAGCUGUUACCACCAUUCAACAAGGUGAACAAGAUACAACUGCAGCAUGUGGACGCAUAAUGGAAAUGCAAAACCAGACCAACACAACUGUCCAUCAACUACAGGAGCAAAGUGUUACAACCUCCACAAGCAUUGGACAACUACUGGAGCACCAGCAAGACACUAGUGAUAAGCUUUCACGUGUCUCAGCAGCUGUUACCACCAUUCAACAAGUUCAAUCUGACAUGCGCAGUGACUUGGAGGGAAAAAUCGGCGAUGUGCGGUCAUUAGUUACUGCUGUAUCAGCUACCGUGAAUGGCCCUCGCAGGGUUGCAACACAAAAUCACUAUAAGUCCAUCCACAAUAGCUGCACAUCAUUUGGUAGCAAGGGUAAUGGCAGGGUGCAGUUCACUAAUCCAUAUGGCAUCACAAUCAGCAACGAUGGAAAGGUCUUUAUUGCGGUUUUGAGCAAUCAUCGGGUGAAGGUCACCACACUGGAUGGUACAUACAUACGUGAUAUAGGCAAACCAGGCAGUGGUAAUGCUGAAUUCAAGUAUCCCACUGAUGUAGCUGUGGAUGACGAUGGUGAUCUUGUGGUGGUUGACAGGGACAACACGAGACUGCAGGUCCUACAUCAGGAUGGGUCUUACGUAAAAACGAUUGGUAACGGUGCUAUCGGUAUCUCGUUUGGUGUUGCAGCACUGUCUCUGCCCCAGCAUGGUAUUUGUUAUGCUGUAACCGAUUGGUAUGACGGUUGUGUGAGAGUGUUUGAGAAAGGAGGAAGGCAGUUGAACAAGUUUGGUACUAAAGGAAGUGGACCAGGACAGUUCAACAACCCAGUGGGUAUUGUCUCGUCCAACGGCAGAUUGCUGCUUGUUGAUCAGUCCAAUCACCGUAUCCAGGUUUUCACUACUGAUGGAAACUUCAUUUCCAUGUUCGGAUCAAAGGGGAAGUCAGAUGGUCAGUUCAACAACCCUCAGCACAUUGCCGAGGAUAGGCAUGGCCACUUCCUGGUCACUGAUGAAAACAACCACCGUGCUCAAGUGUUCACUUCUGACACAUUCUCUCACGUGGCUACCUUCGGUUCAAGCAGUUGUCUUUCUUCUUCGGCCGGUAUUGCAGUAUCACCCAAUGGUACUGUGUAUGUUAGUGACACUAGCAAAGACUGUAUCACAAUGUUCUAACUUUUGUCCUGGAGCAUCUUGUUUCUUGUUCUACACUAAUGUUUCUCACUGCUGUGAAACAUGAACAGGACCAGUAUUAGCAGUUUUUUUUUGCUCAGGCUUUACUAUAGUAUUUCAGAUUUUUUGUGUGACACAUCGAGUAUGCAUAACCUACCCUGUAGCUAACAUGUAUUGGGCAGGCCAACAGUAGAUCCAGCAAAGUCCUGACCGACUAGAGCAGUUCCGACAUGUCUGAUUAAGCUGAUCAACAUACAUGUAUGAACAUGGCCAAUUACUGUUUAUCAUACUUGCAUGAUUGAAUGUGGCCUUGCAUAUGUGUUUAUGUGUGUGUGCAUGUGUAUGUGUGUGUGACUAUGUAUGGACGUGGGGUGUGUGUGUGUGUGUGUGUGUGUAUGUGUGUGUGUGUAUGUUUGUGUAUGCGUGUGUGUAUGCAUGCAUUUGCUUAUGAACUCCUGCACUGAGUUGUAUAUACACAUUGUACUUGGAUCACUCUCAUUGUUACAAUCCUAUUCUCGAUGUGCAGAGGAUGAUUAUAUUGAUUGUGUUAGCUGGGUGCUCUUUUUCCUUUCUCUGAAAAUCUAUUGCAUUUCAGCGAAAUGUCUCGCUGCUAAGUAUCGCAAUACAUCAUAAAGUUUUUUAUGUCAUUUUUGGAUACAAUGAAGAAUGUGCUCAUUGUCCGAGGUACUGUUUUCUUUCUAUCAUGGUUUGUGGUGUUUUCUGUUAGUAUCUUUAUUUUAGAAAUGUUUCAAACCUUUAUAACUGCUGCAUACUCUUGUUUGAUCUGAAGAGAUGCAGUAUUGUUAGUUGUCUGAUAAUUGCCUAUGGAGUAUGGCCAUGAAACUCUUUGUUAUAACGAU